AUGCUCGUCGGCCCCGCCCUCCUUGCCUCUGCACUCGCCGCCACGGUUACUCCGGCGUCCGGCAUUGACCUCACCGCGCGCCAGGCGUCGCUCCCGAUCCCCUCCCAGUGCCAGUCGCAGUGCGCGACUCUGGUGAAAUAUUACAACGCGUGCCUCAUCGGCGACACGGCAACCUGCAUUGGCGUCUGCAAUGAACUCUCCGCUGUCACGACGUGCACCACCUGCGUCACCGGUGGCGGCUCGUACUCGGAACUGAACUCGGCCAUGAGCGAGCUGGAGCAGGCUUGCGCUAUGGAUUCUGGUGUCACUUCGUCGUCGGCCGUCACCUCGGCGGGAAUUGCCCCGUCGGCCGUCGCCUCGGCGGGUGUUAUCUCUGGCACCUCCAGGGCUACGGGUGUGGUCACAAGCGCCGCGGGCGCGGGCGCCUCGGUCGUGUCUGCCUCCGCUGCUGGAGCCGCCUCUGCUUCCACCACUGCCGCGGGAGCCCAGACGAACACUGGGUUCUCUGUCAGCUCAGUCUCACUUGGUGCCGUGGGAAUCGCCCUUGCUGCCUACCUCCUUUAA
Molecule: messenger RNA, 564 nt
Organism: Apiotrichum porosum
Lineage: Eukaryota; Fungi; Basidiomycota; Tremellomycetes; Trichosporonales; Trichosporonaceae
Exons: 5
Coding region: 1-564 (187 amino acids)
Source: RefSeq, a predicted model, not a curated record